Messenger RNA from Desarmillaria tabescens, 1167 nucleotides. RefSeq lists its product as uncharacterized. Bases 31 to 1083 code for a protein of 350 amino acids. The transcript has 2 exons. Lineage: Eukaryota; Fungi; Basidiomycota; Agaricomycetes; Agaricales; Physalacriaceae. The record is from RefSeq and is a predicted model, not a curated record.
CUUUGUGAGACAGAUCCUUGCCCUUUCACCAUGACUACGCUUCCUCCAGAGCUCGUAGAUAUAAUCGUACAUGAAAUAUGGUACUCUGAUAUGCCGUCUUACAUCCGGAAAUCGUUCAUGACUACUUGCCCCCGAAUUAACCGGAUGUGGAAAGCCGUCUAUGCUCCUAUCGCUUCUCGGGACAUGUACAUCACCAACCUCGCAUUUCUGGACUAUCUAUGUGCCAUAGCACAUCGCCAAAAAUCCAUCAUCUACCACAACUUCAUCCCCCAGCUUACUCGCACUAUUACCUGCUUCAUCGAUCUCCGAGAAGACGAAAGGGAAACAGCGGUGAAAAAGGUGUAUCGUUAUCUCUUUGGGCUACCCAACAUUCGUGGUUUCGAUGCUCUCUUUCCGCAUAUUCCAUACAUAUCUUUCCAGCUCACUUGGAUCGGCAUUGGGCCGGAUUCACGUUUACAGUUUCUCCGUGGUAUUCCCAUUCGCGCCCGUUACGACCGAUACCUGUCUAAUGCCUGCUCUCCUGACUGCCCACGCUGGAAGACACAAAUGGACGUAUACAUUGUCAUGACAGACCCAGAUCCUUCAGCGGCCAUACCCGACUCGAUCUGGUCUGAUACGUUGUGGGAAUUGCGCGACAUCGGUGUCCCUGAAUUCCUCUUUGGGAUCAUAGCAUCCCCGGGACCGUAUGAUAUGUUCGUAACCGAUGGUGUCCGGCACAUCGGUCAAACCACGUAUAUAGCUGAGAGAAAACUUGAAGACUACGACCCGAGGAAUAUUAAUAAGCGCUUGUGGAUGGCUUCCAAAUAUCAUAAGCGACACACUCUAGCGUUGAGGUGCCUCACUAGCCUCUUCCACCGUUGGGAAUACAGGCGUGUGCAGUCUCCUAUACCUUUGAUAACUGGGAAUAGGUAUGGUGUGGAGUCCCUCUUCAAGGACAGUAUGUAUUAUGGAUAUCGGUCUCCGCCAGCAUGCAAAAGAGUCAACACAUGCCUUCACUCGGCCUUCUCGGUCUUCACUCGUUACUUUUUCUUACCUUCUCUAUUUUUCUUACUGAUACUACAGUGGAACAUUGUAGAAUCCUAAUGACUCGAACCUUUCCACUGUUUAUAAACAAUGUACAUACCAUUGUAAAAGAAUCUUUAGCCAAUCUAUCACUUUCAACACACC